AUGACUUCAAAUUGUUCCGCUGAUGAGGUAGUAAAAGAAGUGAAUACGUGGGCUGAAAAGGAAACAAAUGGCCUCAUCAAAGAUUUACUCUCAUCCGGUUCAGUCGAAGCUACUACUAUUCUUAUCUUCGCUAAUGCAUUGUAUUUUAAAGGAGCCUGGAAGGAUAUAUUCAUGGAAUAUCUGACGAGCGAUGGCGAGUUUUUCCUCGUAAAUGGAAGCUCUAUUCAUGUACCCUUCAUGACCGGCACGAAGAUGCAAUACGCCCGUGCUUUCGAUGGUUUUAAAGUUUUGAGGCGAGAGUACAAACAAGGUGGAGAUUAUAGUCGUAGAUUCUCAAUGUAUUUCUUUCUUCCGGAUGCCAAAGAUGGACUGCCAGCUUUGCUUGAAAAAGUAUGCUCUGAACCGGGAUUCAUCGAAGCCCACAAGCCAGAUCGUCUGGUGUUACUUGGCAAAUUCCGAGUUCCAAAAUUUAAAAUAGAUUUUCAAUUUGAGGUUUCCGAUGUUCUCAAGGGGCUUGGGGUGGUGCUCAAUACGCCACUGGUGGUGCUUCCUUUUUGUCGGGGUGGUCUCACGGAGAUGGUGGGCUCGAGUAUUGAUGGGGAGAGCCUCUUUGUUUCUGGAAUGUUCCAGAAAGCGUUUAUCGAAGUGAAUGAGAAAGGCACCGAAGCUGCAGCCGUUUCACAUGUGCGCGGUGGUGGCUAUUAUGAGGUUGAGUUGGAUUUUGUGGCUGAUCAUCCUUUCCUAUUUGUUAUUAGAGAAGAUGUGAGUGCGGUUGUUCUCUUCAUCGGCCAGUUACUUAAUCCGCUAGCUUAG
Erythranthe guttata (spotted monkey flower) is the source of this 813-nucleotide messenger RNA. The record is from RefSeq and is a predicted model, not a curated record. Lineage: Eukaryota; Viridiplantae; Streptophyta; Magnoliopsida; Lamiales; Phrymaceae.